This is a messenger RNA of Ictidomys tridecemlineatus (thirteen-lined ground squirrel), 3517 nucleotides long. Lineage: Eukaryota; Metazoa; Chordata; Mammalia; Rodentia; Sciuridae. The record is from RefSeq and is a predicted model, not a curated record.
UGCCAUCCACCAAGACUUAAAAUGACUGCUGUUCAUACAGGCAACAUAAACUUCAAAUGGGACCCCAAAAGUCUAGAGAUCAGGACUUUGGCAGUUGAAAGACUAUUGGAGCCUCUUGUUACACAGGUUACAACUCUGGUAAACACCAACAGUAAGGGACCCUCUAAUAAAAAGAGAGGUCGUUCUAAGAAGGCCCACGUUUUGGCUGCAUCUGUUGAACAAGCAACUGAGAAUUUCUUGGAGAAGGGGGAUAAAAUUGCAAAGGAGAGUCAGUUUCUCAAGGAGGAGCUUGUGGCUGCUGUAGAAGAUGUUCGAAAGCAAGGAGAUUUGAUGAAGAGUGCUGCAGGAGAGUUUGCAGAUGAUCCCUGCUCUUCUGUGAAGCGAGGCAAUAUGGUUCGGGCAGCUCGAGCUUUGCUCUCUGCUGUUACCCGGCUGCUGAUUUUGGCUGAUAUGGCAGAUGUCUACAAACUACUAGUUCAGCUGAAAGUUGUAGAAGAUGGUAUCUUGAAACUGAGGAAUGCUGGCAAUGAACAAGACUUAGGAAUACAGUAUAAAGCCCUGAAACCUGAAGUAGAUAAGCUGAACAUUAUGGCAGCUAAAAGACAACAGGAACUGAAAGAUGUGGGCCAUCGUGAUCAGAUGGCCGCAGCUAGAGGAAUCCUGCAGAAAAAUGUUCCGAUCCUGUAUACUGCAUCCCAGGCAUGCCUACAACAUCCGGAUGUCGCAGCCUAUAAGGCCAACCGGGAUUUGAUAUACAAACAGCUUCAACAGGCAGUCACAGGCAUCUCCAAUGCAGCCCAAUCUACCGCAUCAGAUGAUGCCUCCCAGCAUCAGGGUGGAGGAGGAGGAGAAUUGGCAUAUGCUCUCAAUAACUUUGAUAAACAAAUCAUAGUGGACCCCUUGAGCUUCAGUGAAGAGCGCUUUAGGCCUUCCUUGGAGGAGCGCCUGGAAAGCAUCAUUAGCGGAGCUGCCCUGAUGGCUGACUCGUCCUGUACACGUGAUGACCGUCGUGAGCGGAUUGUGGCAGAAUGCAAUGCUGUCCGCCAGGCCCUGCAGGACUUGCUCUCAGAGUAUAUGGGCAAUGCUGGACGUAAAGAAAGAAGUGAUGCACUCAAUUCUGCAAUCGAUAAAAUGACCAAGAAGACCAGGGACUUGCGUAGACAGCUCCGCAAAGCUGUCAUGGACCACGUUUCAGAUUCUUUCCUGGAAACCAACGUUCCACUUUUAGUAUUGAUUGAAGCUGCAAAGAAUGGAAAUGAGAAAGAAGUUAAGGAGUAUGCCCAAGUUUUUCGUGAACAUGCCAACAAAUUGAUUGAGGUUGCCAACUUGGCCUGUUCCAUCUCAAACAAUGAAGAAGGAGUAAAGCUUGUUCGAAUGUCUGCAAGCCAGUUAGAAGCCCUCUGUCCUCAGGUUAUUAAUGCUGCAUUGGCUUUAGCAGCAAAACCACAGAGUAAACUGGCCCAAGAGAACAUGGAUCUUUUUAAAGAACAAUGGGAAAAACAAGUCCGUGUUCUCACAGAUGCUGUUGAUGACAUUACUUCUAUUGAUGACUUCUUGGCUGUUUCAGAGAAUCACAUUUUGGAAGAUGUGAACAAAUGUGUCAUUGCUCUCCAAGAGAAAGAUGUGGAUGGUCUGGACCGCACAGCUGGUGCAAUUCGAGGUCGGGCAGCCCGAGUCAUUCAUGUAGUCACCUCAGAGAUGGACAACUAUGAGCCAGGAGUCUACACAGAGAAAGUUCUGGAAGCCACCAAGCUGCUCUCCAAUACAGUCAUGCCUCGUUUCACAGAGCAAGUGGAAGCAGCUGUAGAAGCCCUCAGCUCAGACCCUGCUCAGCCCAUGGAUGAGAAUGAGUUUAUUGAUGCCUCUCGCCUGGUUUAUGAUGGUAUCCGGGAUAUCAGGAAAGCAGUACUGAUGAUAAGGACCCCUGAGGAGUUGGAUGACUCUGACUUUGAGACAGAAGAUUUUGAUGUCAGAAGCAGGACGAGCGUCCAGACAGAAGAUGACCAGCUGAUAGCUGGCCAAAGUGCACGGGCAAUCAUGGCUCAGCUUCCCCAGGAGCAAAAAGCAAAGAUUGCGGAACAGGUGGCCAGUUUCCAGGAAGAAAAAAGCAAGCUGGAUGCAGAAGUGUCUAAAUGGGAUGACAGUGGCAACGACAUCAUCGUGCUGGCCAAGCAGAUGUGUAUGAUUAUGAUGGAGAUGACCGACUUUACCCGAGGUAAAGGACCACUCAAAAAUACAUCAGAUGUGAUUAGUGCUGCCAAGAAAAUUGCUGAGGCAGGAUCCAGGAUGGAUAAACUUGGCCGAACCAUCGCAGAUCACUGUCCAGACUCAGCCUGCAAGCAGGACCUGCUGGCCUACCUGCAACGUAUUGCCCUCUACUGCCACCAGCUCAACAUCUGCAGCAAAGUCAAGGCUGAGGUCCAGAACCUUGGUGGAGAGCUUGUUGUCUCUGGGGUGGACAGUGCCAUGUCCCUGAUCCAGGCAGCCAAGAACUUGAUGAAUGCUGUGGUGCAGACAGUGAAGGCAUCCUAUGUAGCCUCCACCAAAUACCAAAAGUCCCAGGGCAUGGCUUCCCUCAACCUUCCUGCUGUGUCCUGGAAGAUGAAGGCACCUGAGAAGAAGCCCUUGGUGAAGAGAGAGAAGCAGGAUGAGACACAGACCAAGAUUAAGCGGGCAUCUCAGAAGAAGCAUGUGAACCCUGUGCAGGCCCUCAGUGAGUUCAAAGCCAUGGACAGCAUCUAAUUCUGCCUUAACCACCUGCCCCCACCCGUGGGGGCUCUUAAAGAUCAAUCACCGUUCUUCACUCAAGUAUACUUGCUAAGUAGAGAACACUUACAUAGGAAGAUUUUGAAACCAGCCAGGUGGUGAAUUUUGCCAGGAUAUGUUUAAAUUGGUCAAAAAAUGCUUUUAGAUUCAGGAGCAUAUUUCUAGCUGUAUUUUUAUAAGCUUAAAUAAAAAUUCCAUAACCAAAGCAAAUCCCACAUUAACUUGUUAGUAAUAAUCAGAUUGGAAUACCCAUUCUCUCAGCAAAGAGAGUGGACUCAACUGUGGAGGAGGAAUGUCCCAGAAAGGUCUUGCAAGGGAUAAAAACAUAUCAUGAAAAACAAAACACACAAAAAAACUUGAUUAUUUUUUAUGAAAUAAGAAUUAUAAUGCAUGGCUACAAUUACUAAUGCACCCUGCUGCAGAACAUUAAUAAUAAUGUUGCUUUUUUCAGGCUGGGAUGUUGGGAUGCCAUAAUUUGAACAUGCUUUUUUCUCCCCAGCUGCAUAGGCAAAGUCAUCAUUGGGCUCACUUCUAAUAAUUGCAGUGUUUCCUGCCUUAGGCUUGCAAUAGAAGCCUGACAGAAUGAAUAGUGUUUGCUUAGGCCAUAAUUUAGAUUUUACCUUAUUUGUGAUUACUACAUUGAUUACUAUAGCUACAAGGUAUACUUUUACUGUCUUAUUUAAAUUUUAUUAAUUUGAAUGUUUUUUACACUAGCUUUUCCCAAUAAAGUCCACUAUGAAACCAAAUAUAA